AAACUCCUUCAUAUUCCUUUCGAGGGGAAGAAACGCUGCUGUGAGCGACAGAGAAAGCGCAAGACAAACACGAACAUUUGCAGCAGUUUACUUCGGUUUUGACUCUUUGAAUUUUCGUAUUCCGCGAGACACUCGUGCGAGUUUAUGAAUGACAAAUUCCCAAACAGCAAAGACGUGGAAGUUGUCUCACGGUUCAUCUACGCACCUGGACCAAAACCUUGUGUUUGCUUCAGCUAGUUUAAACGUGACUUUUCCCCCCUCGCUACUUUUGCAGAAACAGACGCGUUGCACGAGAGAAAUCUGGCUGGGUGGCUUGUUUUGAUUCACUUCAGCGUGGGGCAUUUUCUUCGGAGAUCGCUUGUUGUGGAGUAAUGCUUUACAAACCAAAAUAACUCCAAGAAGAAGUCCACUUCAACACAACCCAGUGUUCAGAAUAACAUCCAGAGGUAGCUCUAUGCUGCUGGUGUUGAUGGCCCAGCGCUGCCCACAGCUGUGUGAAUGAGCUGUUUCAUCCCACCCUCUUCGUCCAGCUGCCGUGGCAUGACUUCUCUCAGGAUGAUGAAGUCAUGGCAUUUGCUUCUCCUGUGGGUUGUUCUAGCUCACCUCCCCUUGGCCCACUCCCGUCCCGCAGUAACCGAACAAGGUCACGCAGUAGCGUCUUCCGAGGAUGAGGACGACGAUGAGUCAUCGUCAGAAGAGAACAAGCCGUCAAGUAGCCAGGAGCUCUUACCAAUGGCACCUCACUGGGCUCAGCCUGAAAAGAUGGAAAAAAAGCUUCAUGCCGUUCCGGCCAGCAGAACGGUGAAAUUCCGAUGUCAGGCCGAGGGAAACCCAACUCCGAAACUACGCUGGCUCAAGAAUGGAAAAGAGUUCAAAAGAGACCAGCGCAUCGGGGGCUACAAGCUGCGGGAACACAUGUGGACCAUAAUCAUGGAGUCUGUGGUGCCCUCAGACAAGGGCAACUACACAUGCCUGGUGGAGAAUGAAUACGGAAGCAUCAAUCACACCUAUCAGCUGGAUGUAGUGGAGCGAUCACCUCACAGGCCCAUCCUGUAUGCUGGUCUCCCUGCAAACCGAACGGCUGUGGUUGGCAGUGACGUCGAGUUUGUAUGCAAGGUUUUCAGCGAUCCCCAGCCUCACAUCCAGUGGCUCAAACACAUAUUGGUGAACGGAAGUCAACUGGGACCUGAUGGACUCCCUUACGUACGCGUCCUAAAGACGGCUGGCCUCAACACCACCGACAAGGAGAUGGAGGUGCUCCAGUUGAGGAAUGUGUCCUUUGAGGAUGCUGGGGUGUAUACUUGCUUGGCGGGCAAUUCUAUCGGGAUCUCCCAUCAUUCAGCAUGGUUGACCGUUGUCAAAGCACCCAUCGCUCCCUCUGCAGUUCCCAGUCAGUCCUACCUGGAGGUGUUGAUCUACUGCGUGGGAUUCUUCCUCAUCUUCCUCAUGGUAGGAAUCGCCACCAUCGUCAAAGUCCGCAGCUCCUCCAAGAAGAGCGACUUCAACAGCCAGCUGGCCGUCCAUAAGCUGGCCAAAAGCAUUCCUCUCCGCAGACAGGUGUCGGUGGAAUCCAGUUCGUCUCUGAACUCUGGUGUGAUGUUGGUCCGACCUUCGCGACUUUCCUCCAGCGGGACCCCCAUGCUGUCAGGGGUCUCUGAGUACGAGCUGCCCCAGGACCCGUGCUGGGAGGUGCCCCGAGAGAGGCUAGUACUUGGGAAACCUCUGGGAGAGGGCUGCUUUGGUCUGGUGGUGAUGGGUGAAGCCAUUGGAGUGGACAAGGACAAGCCCAACCGAAUAACGAAAGUCGCUGUGAAGAUGCUGAAAUCUGACGCCACUGAGAAGGACCUGUCGGACCUCAUCUCAGAGAUGGAGAUGAUGAAGAUGAUUGGAAAACACAAGAACAUCAUCAACCUGCUCGGAGCUUGUACCCAGGAUGGCCCUCUUUAUGUCAUUGUGGAAUACGCCUCUAAAGGAAACCUGCGGGAAUACCUGCGUGCCCGCCGACCGCUUGGCAUGGAGUACUGUUACAAUCCUGACCAGGUUUCUAUCGAGAGCAUGUCUAUUAAAGACUUGGUCUCCUGUGCCUACCAGGUGGCCCGUGGCAUGGAGUACCUGGCAUCCAAAAAGUGUAUCCAUAGAGACUUGGCAGCACGCAAUGUACUUGUAACAGAGGAUAAUGUAAUGAAGAUAGCAGACUUUGGUCUGGCCCGGGACGUUCAUCACAUAGAUUACUACAAGAAGACUACAAAUGGCCGGCUGCCUGUCAAAUGGAUGGCACCGGAGGCUUUGUUUGACAGGAUUUACACGCAUCAAAGUGACGUGUGGUCUUUUGGGGUCCUUCUGUGGGAGAUCUUCACUCUGGGGGGCUCGCCGUAUCCCGGAGUCCCUGUGGAAGAGCUCUUCAAGCUACUGCGAGAAGGUCAUCGCAUGGACAGACCCUCAGCCUGCACUCAGGAGCUAUACCUGAUGAUGAAAGACUGCUGGCAUGCGGUUCCCACACAUAGGCCAACUUUUAAACAGCUGGUAGAAGACCUUGAUCGCACCCUGUCCAUGAUGUCCAAUCAGGAGUAUCUGGACCUCUGUGUGCCCCUGGAGCCCAUGUACUCUCAGGUCAUCCUGAAUGAACGAAGUUCCACCUGCUCCUCCGAGCCGGACUCUGUCUUCUUAAGAGAGUCUGAACCUGAAGAACCAUGCAUCCCCCAAAUAGUUCCCCCACAACAAACUGUUCGGUCCUUCAAAAAACGCUGACAGUAGAGAACACCUGGACCUCUAUUUUCACAGAGGAUCUCUAUAUUUCUCUGCUUCCUUUGACUCAUAAACUCUGCAGGCUCAGAGACUGAGGAGUUCAGCCUGGGCCGUUCUAGCACAGAAACGCAAGCAGGAGGAAACGUUUCAUACCAGCCAACACUCAAAAUCAAGACUGAUCAAAACAGAGAGGCUUGUGUGGGGAACUACCAAACGUUUUGUCCUUCAGAGGGAUUGAUCCUCACAAAUAAGAUGUUCAAAAAGCAUCGGAAAGAUGAAAAGAAUGCUUGUCAUCGCCAACAAAGUCAAUGGGUUGGAAAAGUAAUUGCAAGUGUUACCCAUUAGAGUAUGCUGGCUGUGUAAAUGCGGUUAAAUUGUACAAAUAUGAAAUUAUAUAAACACUAUUGUUUUAUAUUACUAUUAUUAUAAUAAUUAUUAUUUUUGUAUGAGCUUGUUAUUCCUUUUUUUUUUGUUCAAGAAACCUGAUCCGCAACACCAUGUCCUAACCAGCUGCAACCGUGACAAGCAGCAUUUUGUCACUUGAUUCUAUUUCUGCAGUGUGGCUCUGGAUAGCCCCGCCCACAAUUAAAUCUCAUUAGUCCAAAAUCAUGCUACACAUGAUAUAAUAAUUUAACAGAAGUGUGUCAUUUGUGACUCAACUUAAUAUGAUAAGAACAACACCGUUUGUAAGUUCAGGUUCCCUGAAAAAUGUUAUCUGACCGGCUCGACAUAUAUUGAUAUAUUGACCAAAAGCUUGAAUUGGGGGCGGGACUAUCUGUUUGUUUGACCAAUGGCAAAACCAAUGAAGUGAAUGUUUAGGAAACCUGUCUGAAAAUAGUUAUUUGAUAGUAAUUUUUGCCAUUUGGCAAUGCUAGUCGUGAAGAAAUUACACACUUAAUCUUUAAACGUCAAAUAUGUUCCGACUGGCUGUGGUUGCCUGGAAAAAUUCAAUGUGGAAAAAUUAACUUAUGGUUAUAAAUGUAAUGUUGUGCCUAGUUAGAAGAUGGUGUCACACAGAUUUAUGGGAGUUUCUAUAUGUUGAAAUAAGCUACAAAUGAAAUCUGUUAUUCUUUGCUUGCUGUUAUGGUCUUAAGGUGCGAUUACUGUUUGUUUGGUGUCCUGCAACGCUAAAUUCCAGUAAUGUGAAUGAAUGUUAAGUAACUAUUAAUAUGAAACAGCUAGAAUAUGUAUGUCUGUUUAGUGUCAGCAUGGUGGUUGACAAUCUGUUUGCACCAGUUUCAAAGCAUAGCAUGUCUACAUUGUUUUAAGCUAGACUCUCAAACGACAGGGUUUAUAUGACAGGUUUGGCAACUUGUUGUGAGGAAUGGUGUAAAUUAGUUCUCGAAUAGAGUUUUGAUGCUUGUGUAAUUAUGUAUGUCCUGAUGUGAAUUGAGGCAGUGGCCAUGCACUUAUAUUCAGGCUGUCAAUAAGCUGACUGAAAUUGCCUUUCCUGGGGGAAUAUAAAUAAAAUAAAAUGUU
Messenger RNA from Rhinichthys klamathensis goyatoka, 4224 nucleotides. It is a transcript of the gene fgfr1b, whose product is annotated as fibroblast growth factor receptor 1b. Gene Ontology annotation, cellular component: signaling receptor complex; membrane. Gene Ontology annotation, molecular function: fibroblast growth factor receptor activity; ATP binding; fibroblast growth factor binding. The record is from RefSeq and is a predicted model, not a curated record. Gene Ontology annotation, biological process: positive regulation of cell differentiation; multicellular organism development; positive regulation of kinase activity. Lineage: Eukaryota; Metazoa; Chordata; Actinopteri; Cypriniformes; Leuciscidae. Bases 499 to 2748 code for a protein of 749 amino acids. The transcript has 17 exons.